GGUGUCCCACGGUGCCCUGCGCUCAGCCCGCGCGCUCGCAGCUUCUUGCUCUCUCCGUCCGCCCGCCUGCCCGCCCGCUCCCUUGCUAGCUCGCGCUAUCCCUUGCGCUCGCCUCGCGGAUCGCGGUGGUUCUGGCCACAGUCUUCGGCUGGGAAGGGGGACAGAGGCGACGGCUCAGGGGAAUUGAGGCUACAGUGGUGGUGGUAGGAAGAUGUCGGGCGAGGACGAGCAGCAGGAGCAAACUAUCGCCGAGGACCUGGUCGUGACCAAGUAUAAGAUGGGGGGCGACAUCGCCAACCGAGUACUUCGGUCUUUGGUGGAAGCCUCCAGCUCAGGUGUGUCAGUACUGAGCCUUUGUGAGAAAGGUGAUGCCAUGAUUAUGGAAGAGACAGGGAAAAUCUUCAAGAAAGAAAAGGAAAUGAAAAAAGGUAUUGCCUUUCCUACCAGCAUUUCGGUAAAUAACUGUGUAUGUCACUUCUCCCCUUUGAAGAGUGACCAGGACUAUAUUCUCAAGGAAGGUGACUUGGUAAAAAUUGACCUUGGGGUCCAUGUGGAUGGCUUCAUUGCUAACGUGGCUCAUACUUUUGUGGUUGGUGUGGCUCAGGGGACCCAAGUAACAGGGCGGAAAGCAGAUGUCAUUAAGGCAGCUCACCUUUGUGCGGAAGCUGCCCUACGCCUGGUCAAGCCUGGAAACCAGAAUACACAAGUGACAGAAGCCUGGAAUAAAGUUGCCCACUCAUUUAAUUGCACGCCAAUAGAAGGUAUGCUGUCACAUCAGUUGAAGCAGCAUGUGAUUGAUGGAGAAAAGACCAUUAUCCAGAAUCCCACAGACCAGCAAAAGAAAGACCAUGAAAAGGCUGAGUUUGAGGUACAUGAAGUAUAUGCUGUAGAUGUGCUUGUCAGCUCAGGAGAGGGCAAGGCCAAGGAUGCAGGACAGAGAACCACCAUUUACAAACGAGACCCCUCUAAACAAUAUGGCCUGAAAAUGAAAACUUCACGUGCCUUUUUCAGUGAAGUGGAAAGGCGUUUCGAUGCUAUGCCAUUUACUUUAAGAGCAUUUGAAGAUGAGAAGAAAGCUCGAAUGGGUGUGGUAGAGUGUGCCAAGCAUGAGCUGCUUCAACCAUUUAAUGUUCUCUAUGAGAAGGAGGGUGAAUUUGUUGCCCAGUUUAAAUUCACAGUUCUACUCAUGCCCAAUGGUCCUAUGCGGAUAACCAGUGGUCCCUUUGAGCCAGACCUCUACAAGUCUGAGCUGGAGGUUCAGGAUGCAGAGUUAAAGGCCCUUCUCCAAAGUUCCGCAAGUCGGAAAACCCAGAAAAAGAAGAAAAAGAAGGCCUCUAAGACUGCAGAGAAUGCCACCAGUGGGGAAACAUUAGAAGACAAUGAAGCUGGGGACUGAGGUGGGUCCCAUAUCCCCAGCUUGCUGCUCCUGCCUCAUCCCCUUCCCACCACACCCCAGGCUCUGAAGUGCAGUUCGUCUUCUCCACCAGGACCGCCAGCAGAGCAGGGUCUCCCUGUCCCCAUCCCAGUACCCCCACCCAGCCCUUCCAACAACAACCAGCUCCAACUGACUGCUCUUGGGAAGCCAGGCUUCCCAAUACCGAAGACUACUUUAAAUAGAAAAAAAGAAAUGGAAUAAUAAAAUCAGGAGUCAAAAGUCCAUCGUCUUCAAGCCCUCUUUCUAGCCUUUUCUACUACUCUGCUUGGUCAAGGUGUGUGGCCCUGCAGCAGAACAGGGAGGAGGCUAAAUUAGCCACCACCAUUAAAACUUCAGCUGAAAUUUUUUUUUUUUUUAUACCACUCUGAUAUCAGCAUUUUCUCAUCUACUUGGGGCUUUUUUUCCCCCUCUCUUAUUUCCCACUUUGCCCGAGCAUUUUGUCUGCCCUCAAAAUUACUAAAGAGGACCUGUUCUUCAGAUUAUUUUUACCUGUGGCAGAUGCAUCCAUUUGGGCCUUCCUUAGGAACUGAAGUCUCCCUUUUAUGAAGAGAUUCUCAUCUAUCAAGUGGAUCCCCGUUCAAAUGUUUUUUUUUUUUAGUCAUUUUUGUUCUGCAAGAUGUCCCCUCUGUGCACGCACCCCUAAUUUCCACAAAGCGUAAAGAAAUAAUCCAGUUCAGCCUUUACUCCAGUCAGUGGGGGCUUCCCUUGCUCCCUCUUACACAACCUAAGCUGGAAGUUCAACUGUGGUUUAUACCCUGUUUGAACUAUCUUGACCUCUCUCCCUGGAAAGAAAACCCAGAAACCAGAGGAGUACACUGAAGAGUCAACUCCUAGCCUUCUGAAGCUGUGGACUUAGGAUUGGAUGAGUUGCUAGGGGUUUUUAGACCUGACAAAAUUGAAUACCUCUGGCAUGCUGGCUGACCCAGGGAACUAGGGCUCCCACUAACUUAGGAGGUUUUUAAGAUGACAUUAAAAUAAAUUUGGAUUUGCUCAUAA
Dipodomys spectabilis (banner-tailed kangaroo rat) is the source of this 2431-nucleotide messenger RNA. RefSeq names its product proliferation-associated 2G4 (gene Pa2g4). The transcript has 13 exons. NCBI's taxonomy places the organism in Eukaryota, Metazoa, Chordata, Mammalia, Rodentia, Heteromyidae. Bases 212 to 1396 code for a protein of 394 amino acids. The record is from RefSeq and is a predicted model, not a curated record.